This is a messenger RNA of Macrobrachium nipponense, 958 nucleotides long. Its product is annotated as mitochondrial import inner membrane translocase subunit Tim21-like. Gene Ontology annotation, cellular component: TIM23 mitochondrial import inner membrane translocase complex. The transcript is spliced from 6 exons. Bases 193 to 810 code for a protein of 205 amino acids. NCBI's taxonomy places the organism in Eukaryota, Metazoa, Arthropoda, Malacostraca, Decapoda, Palaemonidae. Gene Ontology annotation, biological process: protein import into mitochondrial matrix. The record is from RefSeq and is a predicted model, not a curated record.
AGCGACACGAAAAUGUUUAAAAAUACACGCGAUUAUCUCCCCGUUGUCAAACAAUCAUUAGAAACGUCAAAGAAAACGUUAAUCAGCUGAUAUGGUAAACAAACAAUAGCUGCGAAUUCAUAUACUAAGACCAGAAUUAUCGCCCUGGCUGCAUUGAGUCAUGCUGUUCUUCUACUAUCUUUAGGAUAAGAAAUGAUGCUUGUUGUGAAUCUUCAUAAAUCUGUGUGCCAAAGAUGUUUAGGGUCACAGCUUCCAAGCUGUCUUUGGACAUCUGUGACAAAACCUCGUCCUAUUUCAACUAGUAGAGCAUUGGAGAAUAAAUCGGUUUCUAAGCAUGUCCGAUCAGAUGCUGGAAAGUUUAACAAAGCUAAAGAAGCUACACGCACAACAUACUAUACAGCAGUUGUUCUGGUUGGUGUAGGUGUCACUGGUCUUAUGGCAUAUUCCAUUUUUAAGGAACUUCUGUCCUCCUUUUCUCCACAGACUGUGUAUACUGCAGCAAUAGAGAAAUGUACUUCACAUCCAAGAGUAAUUGAUUUUCUUGGUGAUUCAGUGAAAUGCUAUGGCGAAGAAGGUAGGCGAGGUCGCAGACAGCAUAUCAGCCAUAUGUCAUAUGAAAUUGAAGGCACUAAAGGUUUACGAAUAAAAUUCCAUUUAAAAGGGCAACGAAGAACGGCUACAGCUCACCUUGAUGCUAGAGAGACAUCAUCUGGAUGGGAAUUCCGUUAUCUUUAUGUACAAAUAGACACUUACCCUCAUGAGGUCAUUGUUGUUGAAGACAACCGUGAAGUAGUUGCUUCUGUGGUCUGAACCAAAUCUGGCUAUGCAAGCUUGAUGUCUGUUCAAAGAAUGGUUUUUAUAUUUCAAAAUCAGUCAUGAUACUUAAUACUGUUUAAUAAAUGAGUGUAUUUUAUUAAAUUUGAUAAAUGAAAUAUAAAAUAAAUGAAUUGCCUUGGAA